AUGCCUGGCCGACCAAGCCUCGACGCCUCGCUGCGGCGGCUGGUUGAGCGCGAGUGCCAUGCCAGCGGGGAGGUGAGCACUGCGGCGCUCUACCAGCGACUCUCCGACGUGGCCAGCCGUCUCUCUCUCAGCGAGGCGUGGGUGGAGCGCUGCCGCUCCGACCCUCUUGAGUGUGGCACCGCGCAGGGUGGCCGACUCAACCGGGCGGGCCGGCGGCUCUGCGCGCUCCGGCUUGAGACGCUGCACCGCCUCGAGGGCCGGCUCGAGACGUGCAUCACGGCACGGGCGUCCCUCCGAGGCCUGAUGCUGCACUACUGCACAGAAGCCGAUGAAGCGCAGUGCUGCUUUCGCCUCUCUGCGCAGGAUCGGCCAGACCGCGCGCCCAAGCUGCUCCUGGCCAUGACGGCGGCCCGACAUCGGAAGGCAAGCUUCCGCAUCUGGCCCGCGAGGCUGAGCGAGCUUGACGAGCGCGCGCUCCGCACCGGGCUCGGCCCUGCCGCUCUCUGCGUCGCCCUGGCGGAGGAGUACGAGGCCGUCGACCGGCUGGCCGCCGCCCUGAGCCGCGCCGACCGCCGCCAGCGGCGCCGCCGCGACGCGGCCGAGCCGGCGCGCAGUCCGGGCGGCUCUCAGGGCGGGCAGGGUGGCGGGCAGGCUCUCGGGCCGGCCCUCGGUGGCGGCCUCGCUGCGUGCGGGCGAGCCGCCGAGUCGGGAGCGGCGGCGGAGGCGGGUUCGGCCUCUUCCGCCGGAGGAGUGGCGGCGGCCACCACCAGCACCACCCUUUUGCUCGUGCGGCACGGGGAGACGCAGGCGAAUGCGGCCGGCGUGCUGCAGGGGCAGAGCGAGUCGCAGCUGACGGCUCGCGGGCGCGCGCAGGCCGCGGCGGUGGGGAUCGCCUUGCGGUCACGCCUCUCGGCCGCGGGAGUGCGUGUCGCGCCGGGGCUCUCCCCCGCAGAGUGCGCUCGCCGCUUUCCGGCGACUUGGGCGGCCUUUAGCUGCGGCGAGUUUGAUUGCGGCGUGCGGCCGCCACCGGCCGAGGAGGGCGCCGACGCGGCGGGCGGGAUCGAGGCGGUGGGCAGCAUGGCCGCGCGCUGCUCCGACGUCCUCGGCGCGAUUGCGGCGAGGCACCCAGGCGGGACGGUCGUCGCGGUCUCGCACGGCGGGCUGGUGCACACCGCUUGCGUCGAGGUUGGCGGGAUGGACGGCGAGGUGCCUCACAUCAGCAACGGCUCGGUCACCACCCUAAAGUGCGACGGGGCGGGUGCUGCCGGCGGGGCUUGGCGCGUCGAGCAGGUCGGAGAGGUGAUCGUACCGAGGGACGGCGGCGGCGCCACCGCGACCGAGUGGCGCGCGCGGCCCAACGUGGACAUGGCGGGGGGGCGCCAGUAG
This is a messenger RNA of Emiliania huxleyi CCMP1516, 1386 nucleotides long. RefSeq lists its product as hypothetical. Gene Ontology annotation, molecular function: phosphatase activity. NCBI's taxonomy places the organism in Eukaryota, Haptophyta, Isochrysidales, Noelaerhabdaceae. The record is from RefSeq and is a predicted model, not a curated record. Gene Ontology annotation, cellular component: cytoplasm. The coding region runs from base 1 to 1386 and encodes 461 amino acids. The transcript has 4 exons.